This is a messenger RNA of Capsella rubella, 1407 nucleotides long. RefSeq lists its product as uncharacterized. The record is from RefSeq and is a predicted model, not a curated record. Lineage: Eukaryota; Viridiplantae; Streptophyta; Magnoliopsida; Brassicales; Brassicaceae. The transcript is spliced from 3 exons. The coding region runs from base 73 to 1233 and encodes 386 amino acids.
ACCGACCGUGCUUUUUUUUUUAAAAAAAAAAAUCUCUCUUUCUCUCUUAAGAGAAACAAAAAAAGAAAGAAUAUGGCAAGAGUUUCAUCAGUGAUAUGUCUAACGUUACUUGUCACAUUAAGCAUUGUUUAUGAAACACAAGGGACCUUCUCGUUACCCCAUUACUUGAAAAAUUUCCCCAAACAGGGAAAAGACUUUGAGGCUUUCGCAGACAAAGGUAUGUCGGACUUCCUUGGUGACUUGGAGGGUAAGUGUCCUAAAACCGCAGAGUUCAAGGAUUUCUUUGCAAAGUUGAAGGAUUACAUGGCCUCCUUCAAUUCCGGGACAAAAGAUAUCCAGGUCGAGAUGUCUGAAAAAUCUGAAAAGUUGUUCAGGGCUAUGUCUGCUUUCGACACUAGUAAAGGCGGAACAUCGGAGGACUCAUGGAGGUUGGUGGAUGGCUUGUUGUCCAUGGGGAAGGGUAUGAUUGAGAUGAAGAAGAGCGGUUCCCAAGAGAUAACUUUUGAACAAAGAAAAGAACUGAUCGGGUCUAUGGUGAAAUGGAGUAGAGGGAUCGGUCUAUUCGUGAAGACCGCCUCCGGACAAUCUAUUGAUCUGUCAUCUUUUGGGAUUGAUUAUGACAACACUGUAGAAUCUCCUAUUAAAAGAGCUAUGCUUGAAACACAAGGAACAUUCUCUCUACCCCUUUACAUGAAGAAUCUCCCAAAAACGGCCCAAGACUUUGAGCCUUUCGCUUACAAAGGUAUGUCGCACUUCAUGGAUAGCCUAGAGAGUAAGUGUCCUGCCACAACAGAGUUCAAGGAUUUCUUUGUAAAGCUGGAGGACUACAUGGCCUGCUUCAAGUCGGCAUCAUCCGAAUCAAAACAAAACCAGGUGAACAUGUCAGGGAAAUCUCAAAAGCUCUUUAGGGCUAUGUCUUUAUUGGAUGGUACCAAAGGCGGAACAUCAGUGGAUUCGUGGAGAAUGGUCGAUGGUUUGUUGUCAAUGGGAAAAGUUUUGGUUGAGAUGAAGAAGCAUGGUUCCAAGGAGAUAACAUUUGAGCAAAGAAAAGAAUUGUUCGGAUCUAUGGUGAAAUGGGCUAGAUCUAUCGGUCUUUUCGCCAAGAUGGCCUCCGAGAAGAAAGGAAAAUCCAUUGAUCUAUCACCUUUUGGCAUUGAUUAUGACAACCGUGCUGGAAAUGGAAAAGGUAGCAUAAAAAACGGCCCUGUUCAGAUUAACAGCAGCGAGCUCUAAUCAUCCUAUGCAAAAAGGCCCCAAGUAAAGAUAUAACAAGAGUGUAAAAAAUAAAGUAAGACAGCCCUGCUUUAAUUUGUAAAAUAGCAGCGAGCUGUAGAACAUUUUUGGCUAUUAAUUCUAUAUAUAACCACAGUAAUAAUAAUAAUAAUAUAACAACAAUAAUAAAUAUAA